AUGUGCCCCGUGGCCACUCGGCACCGGCAGCUGCUCCCCUUCCGGCAUGUUCCCCGGGAGCAUGGCCCGCCCCAGGGAGCAGAGACCCCUGUGCCCCCUCCCAGCUGUCGGGAGACGCGAGGAGGCCUCGCUGUCGUGUUCGAUUCAGCCGUCCAAGGAAACCCGGUGUGGGCUGGAGACACCAAGCUGAAGAGGCCACCUCAAGGAAGAAGGAGCCCAGUCCCGUCCUCACAGCCGGUGAUGACUGGGAACCCCCCUGGGAGAGCCCGGAAGGGAGACUUGAGUACCCCUCACCAGCAUAAGCCACACUCAGCCCCGGCCUUCCGAGGGGCAGGCUGUCUCCCCGUGCCAACAUCCCCCGCCAUGGGAGGGCCAGGGAGGGCGUCAUUUCGGCGCCAAGACGGAGACUUUUAUUCCAUUUUAUCAUCAAACCCUGGACAAGAAGGCAAGGACAUGGGAGAGGAGCUUCUAGUGGUUGGUACACACCCAUCCCACUCUCUUCUCAAUCAUAAAAGAAGCAGAUUUGGGGGGAUGUCGGCCCCCAAUAAGGCCAAAAAUAAGCAUCCGGAAGAAAACGCUGACCACAGCAGCGGCCAUUCGUUAGGAGGAGACCUGUCGGUGUCCCUGACUUCAGCUCGCAGCUCAGACACUGAGAGAAGCUUGAGGCUCGGUGUUCACUGCCCGCUGUGCCCCACCCAAGGCAGGAACCCACGUGCCGGUGCUGAAAGCCACAGCUAUCUCCCAGGCAACGGUGUGCAUGGGUCUGCUGUCAGGGGGCCAGGAGAUACCGCUUUAAGAGGCCAACCUCGGGGCUUUCCGUUCUCUACAGAAGGUGUCCCACAGAAUCCACAGGGCGGCAUGUCCCUGGUGGAUCCACCCGACCCUUUUCCAUCAAGAAUGCACAGACCAGGCUACCUGCAGGUGCCCAGGUCCCCACAAGACAACAGACCGUCGGCUUUCUUUGUAUUGUCUGAAUUUCUAAAUCACAAUGAUGGUAGGAACAGACUGGCAGCCUCUGGCUUCACAGAUGACAAGGAUGUCACCAAGAUAAAGGCAGACCCUGAAAGACUCAAGAAAUUGCAAGAAAGCCUCCUGGAGGAGGACGUCGAGGAGGACGGGGACUCCUGCCGCAUCUGCCGGGGAGCCGGGGCCUCCCCAGACAACCCCCUCCUGCAGCCCUGUGGCUGUGUGGGGAGCCUGCGGCUCGUCCACCGAGUGUGCUUGGAGACGUGGCUGAAAGCGAAAAUAGCAGCAGGGGCGGCCCUGGACACCGUGCGGACCUGUGAGAUGUGCAGGCAAGGCCUGCUGGCGGAGCUGGACGGCCUGCAUGUGGCAGAGUUCUACCAGAAGUGCCGGCGAGCCCAGGCACAGAGCGAGCUCAUGAACUCGGGCCUGUACCUGGUCAUGCUGCUCCAUCUCUACGAGCAGAGGUUUGCAGAGCUCCUGAGGCUCAACUACGGCCAGGCGGCCAGGGAGCAGUCUGUCCCUCCCAAGCUCUCCUGUGGUUCUAAUGGUGACAUGAAUUCCUCCGAGAAAUACACUUCAAAGAAGGAGUAUGAGAAGCAGGGAGCGGCCUUCGUGCACGUCUCUGGAAACUUCUUUCCAUGA
This is a messenger RNA of Carlito syrichta (Philippine tarsier), 1608 nucleotides long. RefSeq names its product membrane associated ring-CH-type finger 10 (gene MARCHF10). The transcript has 7 exons. Gene Ontology annotation, molecular function: zinc ion binding. Bases 1 to 1608 code for a protein of 535 amino acids. NCBI's taxonomy places the organism in Eukaryota, Metazoa, Chordata, Mammalia, Primates, Tarsiidae. The record is from RefSeq and is a predicted model, not a curated record.